This is a messenger RNA of Drosophila pseudoobscura, 3479 nucleotides long. It is a transcript of the gene Nadk1a, whose product is annotated as NAD kinase 1a. The transcript has 7 exons. Bases 508 to 3327 code for a protein of 939 amino acids. NCBI's taxonomy places the organism in Eukaryota, Metazoa, Arthropoda, Insecta, Diptera, Drosophilidae. The record is from RefSeq and is a predicted model, not a curated record. Gene Ontology annotation, molecular function: NAD+ kinase activity. Gene Ontology annotation, biological process: NAD+ metabolic process; NADP+ biosynthetic process.
CAGUUUUUCAGUUGUCACUCGACAACGCGAUCGCCCGGUGUUGCCUCUGCUCUAGUGGCUAUUGCGUCAAUUUUUCCGGCCAGCUGUGUGAAGUAAUCAAGAGAAAACUCGGAAGAAAAGUGUCACCGUGACAACGAAAAACAAAAGACCAAGCAAGCGAAUUUCGUUUAAAAUCAUCGCCUAAAUGCAUUUCUGAUUACCCGUUUUUCCAACGCUGAUAAAACACUUUCUCUUUUUCUGUUUAACUUUACCCAUUAUCUCUCCUCGGUGGUGUACAAGCGUUGACACAAUUCAGGGCAUACAAUAUUUUGGUGUCUCAUCAAUCAUACACGUGAAUACUUUUGUUUGUCUGCGUGGGCGUGAUAUUUUCGAAACAAAUUCCAUUUUGAAAACAAAUUUAACCUUGGGCCCUUUAAAAGAACUCGAGGCGGUCUGACUGCAUUCCAAAAUACUCGCAAAUACAAAACUGCAGUCCCAAAAUCGUUACUCGUCGGUUGUCUCCCAGAUAUGGCCUGUCUCUCGGACAUUGAUUUGGCGACCCUCCAUGAGCAUCGGCUUAAGCAGCGCUGGCACUACGGCCUGGCAAAUUAUUCGGACUAUCAUCAUCACCAGGAUGGGUUCAAUGCCAUGACGCGACGUUGCCUGGAGCGUAGUCUGCAUAAACCAGACACAGACCUGAGGAAAGUCCAAAGAGAUUUGAAUGGCAAUAGCCUGGAUGCAUUUGGCUCGUCUGGCGGCGCCGAUAAAUCUGAUCUGGACAACAACUGCUUUGCGUCAGGUAUGCAACGGCAACGCUCCGGCACAUGGCCGCGAACGCGCAGCUUGAAUGCCCCGUCGCCAUUCCAGCAGUUCGGACCAUGCGGACGCAUUAUGAAAAACUCCGCCAUGGUGAUGCAGAUUCAGGAUCCGGCCAGCCAGCGCCUGACCUGGUACAAACCGCCGCUCACAGUCCUAGUGAUCAAGAAGGUCAGCGAUGCCUCGGUGCUGGCGCCGUUUGUCCAGCUGGUGGACUGGCUGUUGCAGGAAAAGAACAUGGUGGUGUGGGUGGAGUCGGCGGUGCUGGAGGAUGCCCACCUCAAUGAGGAUGUCAAGUUCAAGGCCAUCAGGGAAAAGUUGGUCACUUUCAAGGAUGGGCGCGAUGAUCUAACCGAUCGCAUCGACUUUAUUGUCUGCCUUGGAGGGGACGGCACAUUGCUGUACGCCUCCCAGCUGUUCCAGCAAUCAGUGCCGCCUGUGAUGGCAUUCCACUUGGGCUCACUGGGCUUUCUCACACCCUUUCGAUUCGACAAUUUCGAAGAGCAGCUCACCAGCGUCUUGGAGGGUCAUGCUGCGCUCACGCUGCGCAGCCGCCUUCGCUGUGUGAUGCAUCGCAAGGGUGACAAACGGCAGGAGGCCAAAGUGGAGGCCAACGCAGAUGCAAGACCUGCUGCCAACAGCAUCCUCGUGCUAAACGAGGUGGUCAUUGAUCGCGGACCGUCGCCGUAUCUCAGCAAUAUUGAUUUGUUCCUCGAUGGCAAGUACAUCACCUCCGUGCAGGGCGAUGGCCUGAUUGUUUCAACUCCGACUGGGAGCACAGCGUAUGCGGCAGCAGCUGGUGCCUCCAUGAUCCAUCCCUCUGUGCCAGCCAUUAUGGUAACUCCCAUUUGCCCGCACUCUCUGAGCUUCAGGCCUAUUGUGGUGCCUGCGGGAGUGGAACUGAAGGUCUCCGUUUCGCCUGAAAGUCGCAAUACUUCGUGGGUCUCAUUCGAUGGACGCAACCGUCAGGAGCUGUUCCAUGGCGACAGCCUGCGUGUGACCACCUCCAUUUAUCCUGUUCCCUGUAUAUGUGCCCAGGAUCAGAUAUCCGAUUGGUUUGCAUCCCUCGCCGAUGGCCUCCAUUGGAAUGUGCGCAAGCGCCAGAAGUGCCUCGACGAGCUGUCGGAUCUGACGGCAUCCGGCUCCGAGGACACGCUGGACGAGAUGGAAAAUAUGAAAUUGCGCACCCGGAGCUUGAAUGCCCCGUCGCCCUUCCAGCAGUUCGGACCAUGCGGACGCAUUAUGAAAAACUCCGCCAUGGUGAUGCAGAUUCAAGAUCCGGCCAGCCAGCGCCUGACCUGGUACAAGCCACCGCUCACAGUGCUGGUGAUCAAGAAAAAGGACUCUCAAGUGCUCCUGCCGUUUGUCCAGCUGGUGGAGUGGCUGGUGCAGGAGAAGCACAUGGUCGUGUGGGUUGAGUCCGCCGUGCUGGAGGAUAAGCUGCUGCGGGACGAUGUCAAGCUGGAGAACGAGAGCGCCAAGUUCCGACAGGUGCACGGAGACUACUGUGGCGUGCGUGAGCGUUUUCUGGCGCUGCGCGAGAAGCUGGUGACAUUCAAGGAUGGUCGCGAUGAUCUAACCGAUCGCAUCGACUUUAUUGUCUGCCUCGGAGGGGACGGCACCUUGCUGUACGCAUCUCAGCUGUUCCAGCAAUCAGUGCCGCCCGUGAUGGCCUUCUAUCUGGGCUCACUGGGCUUUCUUACGCCCUUCCAGUGUGAUAACUUUCAGGAGCAGGUGACCAAUGUACUGGAGGGUCACGCUGCCCUCACCCUGCGCAGCCGCCUGCGUUGCUCCAUCCAUCGCAAGGGCGAACGGCGCAAGGAGUCGCUCCAGCCAGCCGGCAGCAGCCUGCUGAAGCCAAGUCAUCAUCGUUACCUGAACUAUAUAGAGCUCAACAAUGGAGCAUCCUCUGGUGCCAAUAACAAUUACUGCAACCCGCAUAUGUCAUCAAACAACAGCAUCCUGGUGCUCAACGAGGUGGUUAUCAAUCGUGGCCCGUCGCCAUAUCUCAGCAACAUUGAUAUAUUCUUGGAUGGCAAGUACAUCACCUCUGUUCAGGGCGAUGGCCUGAUUGUGUCGACUCCGACUGGGAGCACAGCGUAUGCGGCAGCAGCUGGUGCCUCCAUGAUCCAUCCCUCCGUGCCGGCCAUACUGGUGACUCCCAUCUGUCCGCACUCGCUGAGCUUCAGGCCCAUUGUGGUGCCAGCAGGAGUGGAGCUGAGGAUAUCCAUAUCGCCGGAUAGCCGCAACACCUCUCGCGUCUCCUUCGAUGGACGCAACGACCAGGAACUGAAUCAUGGAGAUAGCCUGCGGGUGACCACCUCCAUCUAUCCCGUUCCCAGCAUUUGCUCUCAGGAUCAGAUCUCUGAUUGGUUCGACUCACUCGCCGAGGGACUCCAUUGGAAUGUGCGCAAGCGCCAGAAGUGCCUCGAUGAGCUGUCGGACCUGACGGCCUCCGGAUCGGAGGACACGCUCGACGAGUUUGACAAUCUGAAGAUCUACGAUGCGAGUGGUUCUUCCCUGGAUACUUGAGUGCCCAAUUAGCUUAGUUCUAGAGCUAAUUCAUAGGGUUUUCCUGUGUGCAAUUUUUUAGGCUAAGAAAUGUAGCGAAAAUACUCUAUUGUAAUAUUGAAAUAUGUAUAUAUGCAAUUACAUAAAUCACCUGGUUGAGUUGAAGUGUUAAA